Molecule: messenger RNA, 1401 nt
Organism: Papaver somniferum (opium poppy)
Lineage: Eukaryota; Viridiplantae; Streptophyta; Magnoliopsida; Ranunculales; Papaveraceae
Exons: 3
Coding region: 1-1401 (466 amino acids)
Molecular function (GO): zinc ion binding
Source: RefSeq, a predicted model, not a curated record
AUGGCUACUGGUUUCAAGAUUCUUAUUCUUAAAAAUGAUAAGACUCGUUUUACUGCAAAGUGCGAAGAAGAUGGUUGUGGUUGGAGGAUUCACUUUGAGCCUGUGAAUGGUGAUACUUCUCGGUUCGUUCUGAAAGAUUCUAAUGUUCACAGGUUGAAGAGUCCUUCGAUGACAACCAAGUUAGUCAAGCAUUUGAUCGCUGAAAAUAUACAUGGUGAUCCUAGCUUAAAACCCAAACAAAUCAUGUCACUUUUUAAGAAAACUUAUGGGCCCAAUAUUAAGUGUCACCAUGCCCCUAGAGGGAAAGAAGCCGUAUUUGAAGAACAGUAUGGCGAUGACGAGAAGUCGUAUAGUGAUUUAACUUGGUAUGUCAUAGCAAUUGAAGAAACUAAUCCCGAUAGCUAUGUGAAGUUUGAAUUUGAGGAUGGAACUAGUAAAUUUCAGAGGAUAUUCAUUUGUUUCGGUGCUUGCAAGCAUAGCUAUAGGUAUCUCAGACCCAUGAUUUACUUGGACGCUACUUUCCUUACUGGUAGAUACAGGGGUACUUUGAUGGCUGCAACAUGUAUCAAUGAAAACAAUGGUUUUUACCCAUUUGCUUUUGCUAUUGUUUCUACUGAAAACAAAGAUAAUUGGUUUUGGUUUCUGAAGAAUCUUCAACAAGUUGUCGAUGGUCGUCAGAUUGUUUUCCUUAGUGAUCGUGGAGAAGGAUUUUUGCAGGGCAUUCCAAAAUAUUUUCUUAAUUCAUAUCACAGCUAUUGCUUUUAUCACAUUAUGUGCAAUCUCCCCAUUGUAUCAGGUGAUGCGAAUUCGAAGCCCGUUAUUGAUUUGUUUUACAAAGAUGCUUACUCUUACACACCGGCGAACUUUGAAGAAGCUUUGAGGGGCAUGCAUGCAAUUGGAUGUGGACAUGUUGCUAACUAUAUCAGGACUAUUCCAAAGGAGAAAUGGGCAAAUGCAUUUUUCCCUGUAUGCAUAUAUGGUUCUCACACUUCAUCUCUUGCCGAGUCCUUCAACAAUUGGGUUCUUCCUUUCAAAAAGUUGCCUGCUUUUUCUCUUGUCGAUGCGAUACGUUUGAAGGUUAUGAAGAAUAAUUCUGAGAGAAGGAUAGAAGGUCUAGAAAAUUUCAACACUAGGCUCACUCCUGAAUAUGAGGCUUUACUAAAGAAAAACAUCGACAUUGGUCGUACUUGGACUGUCACUCAAUCCAUGAAAAGAAUGUAUGAAGUUGCAUCUCCCCGGUAUCAUACUGUAGAUCUAUUACUGAAAACUUGUACAUGUCACCGGUGCCGAGUUAAUGGUUUUCCUUGUUCACAUGCUUGUGCUUCCAUUCAAGCUACGGGAGAAGACAUCUAUUCAUUUGUUGAGACAUACUUCAUCACUAAAUGGUACAAUAGGACAUAG